This is a messenger RNA of Magallana angulata, 1218 nucleotides long. RefSeq lists its product as uncharacterized. The transcript has a single exon. The record is from RefSeq and is a predicted model, not a curated record. NCBI's taxonomy places the organism in Eukaryota, Metazoa, Mollusca, Bivalvia, Ostreida, Ostreidae. The coding region runs from base 1 to 1218 and encodes 405 amino acids. Gene Ontology annotation, molecular function: protein binding.
AUGGAUUCUGAACAAUUGGCCAUUCUGAAUAAACAGGAAGAGGAAAUCCCAGGCAUCAUUUCAAAAAUAAAACAUAGCAUUGCUGAACUGAAGAAGUUACUGAACUCCAAUAAUUUCAGCCUUAUCUCUGCCUACAAAUCCAAUAUUGGUGGGUCAAGAAGAUUGCUUCCUACACCAACAUAUUCCUUACCUACUUUUACCCCUCCAAUGAUCAACAAGGAGAAGCUUUAUCAACAGUUUGGAUCUCUGUCAGCAUUGUCUAUUAAACAGAAAAAACAUGACUAUUCAGUAAAAUCCCCUGGUACUGAUUCCUCUUCCCAUGACAGACCACUUGUUUAUGUACCAUGCAUAACCACAGAUAUAAACACUGGGUAUGCAUUACGCAGUGUGUCCUGUCUGAGUUGCGAACAACUGUGGACAUGUGGUUUGGACAACAUAAUUGGACUCUACAACCUCCGUGGGGAACUAUUGAAGUCAGUCCGAACCACGUCAGGGAACGCUCCAGAGGACAUAACAGUGACAAGAAAUAGGGAACUAGUUUAUACUGACAGCAAAGAUAGAAGUGUCAACAUUGUGAACAAUACACAAAUACAGACAAUUAUCAAACUACAGGGGUGGAUACCUCGCGGUGUCUGUACUAGCUCCUCUGGUGACCUCCUGGUUCUCGUGGAAAGUGAUGAUUACAAGCAUGCUCAAAAAACAAAAGUUGUGCGUUACUCUGGUUCAGAAGAGAAACAAAGUAUUCAAUUCAAUGAUAAAGGAAAGCCUCUUUAUUCAGCUGGUGGCACUAAAUACAUCAGUGAGAACUGGAACCUAGAUAUAUGUGUCUCAGACUAUGACGCCCGUGCAGUUGUGGUGGUCAAUCAGGCUGGUGAACUUCGGUUUAUCUACGAUGGUUUUCCUUCUAAUGACAAAGGAUCAGUCUAUCCACGCGGCAGGGGUAAUUUAACUUUCAGCCUCUUUAGACCACACGGCAUUGCUACAGACAGCCAGAGUCAGAUUCUGAUAGCAGACCCUCGCAACAAUCAUAUCCACAUCCUGGAUCAGGAUGGACAGUUCCUCCGCUAUAUUGACGCCUUUUUCCCAGAGGAUUCGUUCCGCCACUGCUUUAACAAUGAGUUUCCGUCGGUUUUAUGUGUGGACACCAGAGACAACCUGUUUGUGGCUGAGAGCAAAAAAGGUGAAAUAAAGAGAAUAAAGUACAUGUAUUAUAUGUAA